GGUCUGAGGCUCAUGGCAGUCCUCUUCAACUUUCUGAGUGCUGAGAUCUUAGGUGUGAGCCGUAGUACCUGGCAAGACUCUUAAGUUUGGUGAAGAGAUUCAUCCCAUGGAAUUAACAGAAGCCCAGAUAAUGCGGUGCAGCAGAAAGGAGAACAAAUAUUGGCCACUAAAACAUAGGCAUUCCCAGGACUGCUACAUCUCUAAUAGCUGGUAUGGAGCCUUCAACUUGUGGAUGGAAGCAAUUCCUGAGGCCUUAGAAACAAUCUCAUGGGUCCUAGAGUUUUUGAACAGGAUCUACUUAUUUGCAAAAUACCUUUGCAUUCUCUGUCUCCUUAUGUUAUAACGGAAUAAUCUCAACUCAAGGAACAAGAGGAUUUGUGACCAAGGCAUCAUGGGUACCAGAUCUUCCUGAUCUGGCUUUUUUCUCCACACUGAGGUCUGUACCUAUGACGUGGGGGCUAAAUCCUGCCAGCUUCCUGUUUUUGUUAAAAAAAAAAAAAAAAAAAAAAAGACAAGCCAGCAAUUUAAUUUCAUCAAUAGUGGCCUUCAAAUUACAGUGGCAGGAUGGUUUGCAGUAGUGGUGGAUGGCCCUGUAUCCUGCCCCCAAAAUGUUUGGCAGGGACCCCAGCCAGGAGGUCCCUGGUUUUCCAUUUCCGAGCCACUUUGUUCAACAUGAAGUAUCAGGGUGAUGGCCUGCAUUUGUCCAGCAUCUGAGGACCCACAGCCCCCAGGGCAUUUGUAGCAUCUAUUUUAAUUUAUCAGGUCCGGGCAAUGCUGCUCUCCUGGCUGUCACAAACAUCUCACUCCCUCCAAGGCUGCAGUUAGCAGUUACGUGAUGGGAACUCCUUGCUUUGGUGGUGCCUGUUGCCAGGAAGGAGCGGGUGAGGCUGUCCAAACGGAUGACACAACGCGGCGGACUGGGCUUGACUGGAGGACUGGUUGCUUUCAGAUGACUUUGUGGAUGUAACAGGAAGUUUGGGGCCAGUCACCCCGAGCUGGGGAAGUGAUCCUGUAUUUCUCAGGGCCCCUCUCUCUUGCAGAUAUCUCCCAGGGCCUGCUCCUCUUCCCACCAUCUUUUCUCCUCGGGUCUCUCCUUUCUGAUGGUUUUCUGAUGGUUUUCUGAGGAUAACCCCCGCCCCCACCAGCCACUCCAUGAGUUUCCUGUGGAAAUGACUGAAGGAGGCUGCGUCUGUCAAGAGGUGCUGCUGGGAGCAGCAGAAGAAGCCAUUCUUGGAAUUUCAUCCCACCGGAGACAUUCACCCUGCCCCUUGACGUGGAAAAGGAAGAUGUCCACUUUUAUGCUGCAGACAUGAUUAUCGCAGUAAUGGAGAACAUGAAAUGCAGCCUCCUGAGUCGGCAGAGGCCAGAGAGCUGGGCCACAGAGGAAGCCAGCAGGUCACGUGGGAACGAUCAGACUGACGCUGAGGUGACCUUUUAUAGCCAUGCAAAGCAGGAGCCAGGGUCCUCUGCUUCUUUGGACCGUGGCCAUGAAGAGCUUGAGGGAUCCAAUGAGAUCAUGGAAGGCUGCAGACGCUUCUACAACUUUUUAAAAAGUGUAACUUGCAAGUCAGACUUUAGUCCUGCUGGGCUGCUAGCCAGAAAACUCCUCCACGAAUUCUGGAAGUGCCAGAUGCUGUCAGAAGUCAGUCACCAUCGGCUGCCAGGCUCCGUGACAGCAGCCAGCUCGGGAGUUGGAAGUGAAAAGCAUGCUGGGGAAGACUUUGACUCCAGUGUGGAGGCAACACAGGAAAUCAUGCUUAAGUCUAGAGCCCCAGGGACCGAAGACUGGGUGCCACCUGGAUGCCAAAUCAUCCUUACUGUUCAUCCGCCAGUCAAAAGGGACAUAGCAGUAGUGGCCCAGAAUUUCUUCUGUGCUGGAUGCGGAACUCCGAUACAGCCCAAGUUUGUGAAGCGGCUCCGGUACUGUGAGUAUCUGGGGAAGUACUUCUGUGACAGCUGCCAUUCAUCUGCAGAGUCCUGCAUCCCUGCGCGGAUCCUGAGGAUGUGGGACUUCAGGAAGUACCAAGUCAGCAAUUUCUCUAAAUGGCUACUGGACAGCAUAUGGCACCAGCCUGUCUUCAACCUGUUGGGAGGGCAUCAUAGCCUCUACGAAAAAGCCAAGGAACUGGAUAGGGUGAAGGACAUCCAGGAGCAACUUUUUCACAUCAAGAAACUGUUGAAGACUUGCAGGUUUGCCAACAGUGUGCUGAAGGAGUUUGAGCAGGUUCCCAGCCACUUGACUGAUGAGUGCCACCUGUUCUCCAUGGAGGACCUCCUCAGGACCAAGAAAGGACUGCUGGCACCCUUGUUCAAGGACAUCCUGAGAGCUUCUCUUGCCCAUGUGGACAGCUGUGAGCUGUGCCAGGGGAAAGGCUUCAUUUGUGAGCUUUGCCGGAGCACGGCUGUCAUCUUCCCGUUUCAGACCACGACUUGUGCCAGAUGUUCAGGGUGCAGGGCUUGCUUCCACAAAGAGUGUUUCCAGUCUUCAAGGUGCCCCCGCUGUGCCAGGAUCGAAGCUCGGAGACAGCAUUUGGAGAGCCUGCCCUCUGCAGCUCCGUGAUGGCCCUGAGAGUAGUCCCAAACACCCUGUGAUGAUGCCAAAUUGUGUCUGCCCCUGGUAAUACUGUUUCAGAUACUAAGUAUCUGAAUUCCACUCUUGUAUAUAUUUAAUGCUUUCAAGAAGCGUGGAAGUUUUGUUACUAUGUAUAGGGGUGUUGGUAAGGGUUUGUUUACAAAUGUUUGACCUUUUUUUUUUUUUUUUUUUUUUUUUGCUGCUACUGGCUGUUUUUAAAGAAUUUUUUCACACUUUAAUUGCACCGGGAUAGUUGUUUUUAGCUAAAUACAGAACCUACUGUUUUUUAAUGAACUGUAACUGACAAGGUGAAGGUCUUAAUUCCUCUUCCUUCAGAGUUGUUUGUGCAAGGGGUUGGCACUGUAAUGGAACAAUGUGGCAGGGGAACUCUGUUUGGCCAAGCUUUUGUUCCUUCAAGAAAAAGACUCCUCUUGAAUGGCAUUCUGUCAUUGUGCUGGUCUCCUAUUUUACUGGUUCCAUGGCUUGCAUUGAAUACAUGCCAACUCUAUCCUUAUGGUCCUUUCUGGAUGACUGCUUCAGCUGCCCACCGAGGUCCAGGUGAGCUGUUAUUUGGAGCAGCUGCCUCUAGAUGGCACUGUUUGAUGAGUUAGUUUCAUGAGGUCACCCUUUUGCCAUCUCAGUCCCAUGCUAGUCAGGAUAGUCUGUGCUAAACCAAGGGAGUCAGAGACCGAAACUCCAUUCUAGCUUUUCAUGAUCCAGCUUCCCGGGUAUACAAAAACAGAACACAGACUCUGAAAGAUGAGCAUGGUGACAUGAAUGUGUAAUCCCCACAUUUAGGAAGUAGAGGCAGAGUUAAAAUUAAGACUCUCUGCACUAACAUAGAAGAUCCAGG
This is a messenger RNA of Meriones unguiculatus (Mongolian gerbil), 3425 nucleotides long. RefSeq names its product rubicon like autophagy enhancer (gene Rubcnl). Gene Ontology annotation, biological process: autophagosome-lysosome fusion; autophagosome maturation; autophagosome-endosome fusion. The transcript has 12 exons. The record is from RefSeq and is a predicted model, not a curated record. The coding region runs from base 1310 to 2560 and encodes 416 amino acids. Gene Ontology annotation, cellular component: autophagosome membrane; intracellular membrane-bounded organelle. Gene Ontology annotation, molecular function: phosphatidylinositol phosphate binding. NCBI's taxonomy places the organism in Eukaryota, Metazoa, Chordata, Mammalia, Rodentia, Muridae.